AUGGCUCUCGACUCCAUCAUCGUACGUGACCCCACCAUCUUACCAGUUUCAGCCGCGCACAGCUGUCAGCGCUGUCAGCCGACGGCAGCGUUCGGGCGAGGGCGAUCGAACAAAGACCCGCGGGAAAGCGGUCGUUCCUGCCUUCGGCCUGCCCGGGUUGCGCCUGCGAUGACGGUGCGAGCCAGACCGCUGGAAUGAAAACUGACGCCGAGCUUUGCGCAACCCGACCUCCACCAUUCCCCCACGUCGUAUGAACCAUCUCGCAUGUUCACCUUCGUAUGACCUAUGACAGAAACGCGGUCACCCCGUAAGCACUCCUCUUCUCCUUGUCCAACACCGAGCGAGUCUCCCGAGUGUCCCGUGGCUGACAAGGCACCCCCUUAUGCGCGGCCUGUCCCAGAUCGUGUUCGGCCUGAUGGUCUUCUUCUCCUUCGCCGAGAUGAUCCAAACGGCCGUCUUGGUCGGAUCUUAUAACCGCAAGGACGACUACCCGUCCAGUUUGCUCAAGGGAUCGUGAGCCAUGACGGGCGGCAGUUCGAUGUCGUCAGACCUCUCGAACGGGGUGGGCGGGCUUGAAUCGCAGAGGAUGAUGGCUAAUAACAAGCACCCGCUUGCUCUCUUUCUGCCCAAUGUCAGGACCCGCUUCUUGCUCUUCACCUCGCUCUGGACCUUGUUCUUCGGUAUCGCUUACAUCGUUGGUAAGUGCGCCGUGCGGCCCCUCGGGUCGGGUCAUUUAUUUCGGCCCAGGGCAGUCCAGCUUGUCACGGGAACCAUUCUUCACUCUGACAUUCGGUCUUCCUACAGGUGUUGUCAGGUCGUCGAGUUCUUUCCUCUUCUCGAUCGCGUCGCAUGGUGCUUGGCUCGCGUUGACCUGGCUCUUCUGGCUCGCCGGAUCGGCCGCUGUCACGGACGGUUUCCGCAAGCUCGGUGACUGCGGGGCCCGUCGCCUUGGUCACUGCGGCCAGCUCCAAUCUGCCGAAGCUUUCGGGUGGAUCAACUGGAUCCUCAGCACGAUUGCUCUCGCUGCCAUCGUCGUCGUUGGCGCCCGAUCGGCUCGAUCCGGAAACGGGUUCGGCGGUGCACUCAGUGCCUAA
This is a messenger RNA of Microbotryum saponariae, 1094 nucleotides long. Lineage: Eukaryota; Fungi; Basidiomycota; Microbotryomycetes; Microbotryales; Microbotryaceae. The record is from the annotation of a GenBank genome assembly.